Molecule: messenger RNA, 603 nt
Organism: Haliotis rubra (blacklip abalone)
Lineage: Eukaryota; Metazoa; Mollusca; Gastropoda; Lepetellida; Haliotidae
Product: cell division cycle 5-like protein
Exons: 6
Coding region: 19-603 (194 amino acids)
Biological process (GO): regulation of transcription by RNA polymerase II; mRNA splicing, via spliceosome
Cellular component (GO): spliceosomal complex; Prp19 complex
Molecular function (GO): DNA-binding transcription factor activity, RNA polymerase II-specific; RNA polymerase II transcription regulatory region sequence-specific DNA binding
Source: RefSeq, a predicted model, not a curated record
UACCAACACAAUUUCAAGAUGCCGCGUAUUAUGAUCAAGGGUGGCGUUUGGAGGAACACAGAGGAUGAAAUUCUCAAGGCAGCUGUCAUGAAAUAUGGCAAAAACCAGUGGGCUAGAAUUGCAUCUCUCCUGCACAGGAAGUCUGCAAAACAGUGCAAGGCUCGAUGGUACGAGUGGCUGGACCCCAGCAUCAAGAAGACAGAAUGGAGUCGGGAGGAGGAGGAGAAGCUCCUCCAUCUGGCCAAGCUGAUGCCCACUCAGUGGAGAACCAUCGCACCCAUCAUCGGCAGAACUGCUGCUCAGUGUCUCGAACACUAUGAGUUUCUCUUGGACAAAGCACAGAACAGAGAUGAUUCUGAGGACGAUCCGAGAAAACUAAAACCAGGAGAAAUUGAUCCCAACCCUGAAACGAAACCGGCGCGACCUGAUCCAGUGGACAUGGAUGAAGAUGAACUGGAGAUGUUGUCAGAGGCCCGAGCCAGGCUGGCCAACACUCAGGGAAAGAAGGCCAAGCGGAAAGCCAGGGAGAAGCAGCUGGAGGAAGCCAGGAGAUUAGCAGCACUACAGAAGAGGAGGGAGCUCAGGGCAGCUGGCAUCGAGUGA